AAUGGAAGGAGAUGCGCGCUUUGUAGUGGAUCGGUCAAGCGAUCUCGAGGAGCAGCUAGAGCCCGGUUUUCAGAAAGCGUACACUUUCAGCCUACCUACGGUAACGCGCCAGAUGCUGUGGGACUACAUGCUGCACCUGAUGAAGGUGGUGUCCGGCAACGAAAGUCAUCUGAAGGCACUUCAAUCGUGUACGGAAAACAAUCCCGAAUACGGAGAUGAUUCGGUCGGAUGCGUACAGCUGCGGAGGGAAGAUUCCUACUGCACGGUGAAAGGCCAAAUACAUUCGAUAGGUCCGUGUGACGAUGGAGAAAAUAUGGAAAUUAAAAUCUACUCCCUGACGGUCGCGAUAGACGAGGAGCACCAUAAGGUGGAAUCGGUCGCGUGCGAUGAUUGUGCGGAGCUGGGCUUCUGUCAGCACACGAUCAGCUUUCUGCUGUGGCUGCACACGCACGACCAGCCCGGCACACACCAGGACGUGGAGUGUUUCUUCCGUACGCCGCUCGCAACCGAGCUGGAGCAGCUGCCGGGCAAACCACCGCUCAACAAGACGAAAACCAAAAACUUUAUCCGCGAAGUCGUGCACGGGCUACAGACGGAAGAUAUCGACUGUCCGCUGAGGUGGAACUUUUCGUCCGCAAACAAAAAGUUUGCCAAUUUGUCGAUUCACGAGCUGGUCAUCUGUGGUGUCAAGAACCGGUACACGGUGGCGCAGUUCUUCGAGCAUGCGCAAGCAGUUGUAGCAUCGGCUUCGGGCGUGCUGGCGGAUAAGGUGAAAUUUCAGCCCCGAUUCCAUCCCUGGUUCCAGGAGCUACGGUAUGGGCGCAUUACGGGAGCGAAGGUGUUCGAAUGCACUCAGCCGACCGUCUCGUCGGAGUUGCUGCACGAGAAAAUAUUGGGCUGCAAUAAGGAAAUCGAUGUGCAAAUGCAGCGCAAAAAGCUGGCCAUCCGUCAGCGGUUGGAAAAGUACACGAAGCGAGUGUACGAAAGCCCACGCAUUACGAUGAAUGCCUCGUUUCCGAUCAUUUUCGACGUACCGGACGGUAUCUGCCCACAGCACGUGGUGGAAAUCAAGUGUCCGCGAUCGCACGACAACAUGAAGAAGUACGUGACGAGCGACGGGAGCCUGCAGGAGAAGUACUACCUGGAGAUGCAGGUACACAUGCUGAUGUAUGGAGCCACAUCCGGCGUGGUUUGUGUGGCUGAUCCGAACUUUGAGACGAACAACGAGCUGUUUAUGCACUCGUUCAAUCUCAACAAACCGUUUGUGAUGAAGAAGCUGCAGAAAGCGCUCGAAUACUGGGAGAACCAUGUAUUCCCGGAGCUCAUGACCAGCUGGUCGGAGUAG
Messenger RNA from Anopheles maculipalpis, 1345 nucleotides. RefSeq lists its product as uncharacterized. The coding region runs from base 2 to 1345 and encodes 447 amino acids. The record is from RefSeq and is a predicted model, not a curated record. The transcript has 2 exons. NCBI's taxonomy places the organism in Eukaryota, Metazoa, Arthropoda, Insecta, Diptera, Culicidae.